This is a messenger RNA of Mytilus californianus (California mussel), 3312 nucleotides long. Its product is annotated as short-chain dehydrogenase/reductase 3-like. Bases 63 to 1013 code for a protein of 316 amino acids. Lineage: Eukaryota; Metazoa; Mollusca; Bivalvia; Mytilida; Mytilidae. The transcript has 6 exons. Gene Ontology annotation, molecular function: oxidoreductase activity, acting on the CH-OH group of donors, NAD or NADP as acceptor. The record is from RefSeq and is a predicted model, not a curated record. Gene Ontology annotation, cellular component: lipid droplet.
AAAACUGAACCCGCAUCAAAACAUAAAAAAUACAAAAUGUAUUUUUAUGAAGUUCUUUAAUUAUGGAAUCUGGCAGUUCAUUUGUUCUUUGGGAAUGCUGUCGUUUUACGUUUCUCUCAGUUUAUACAGUGUUUAAAGCGUUUUAUUAUGCCUUAAAAACAUUAAUUUUAAAGAUUUUCCCAAGAAGAGAAAAAUCAGUUGCAGACGACGUAAUCCUGAUUACUGGUGGUGGAAGAGGAAUUGGGAGGCAAAUGGCUUUAACCUUUUCUAAACUAAAACCUAAACAUAUCAUUUUAUGGGGAAGGAAAGAAGUGCCCUUACAGAAAACUACAGAAGAUGUACAGAGUCUUGGUGUGUCCUGUUCGUAUUUUGUCUGUGAUGUUUGUGACAGAGAACUUGUCUAUAAAACUGGAGAAGAAAUAAAGAAUUCUAUUGGUGAUGUAACAAUUCUAGUCAACAAUGCUGGUAUAUUUAAUGGUGCUUUAGUCUUAAAUGAUACAGAGGAAAAUAUACAGAAAACUUUUGCAAUAAAUGCAUUGGCACAUAUUUGGGCAUAUAAAGCUUUUUUGCCAGGAAUGAUAUCCCAAGGCCGAGGGCAUAUAGUAACAAUCAGCUCAAUGUUGGGGAUCAUGUCCCUGAGAGGUGCUUCCAGCUAUUGUGGUUCUAAAUUUAUGACAACAGGCAUAUCUGAGGCCCUCCAUUUAGAGCUUGAGGAAUAUCCAAAUAUACACCUUACUUCAGUACACUCAUACCAGGUUCAGAAUGACAUGUUCCAGGACUUAAAACUAAGAUUUCCCUGGCUGAUACCGCCUCUGUCAGAAGAAUAUGUGGCCAAAGCAACAGUCAGAACAGUGCUUUUUAAUGAAAAAAUAAUAAUGAUGCCAAGGAUUAUGUACCUCUUAGUGCCUUGCUUAAGCAUUUUUCCAGCAAAGGCCAUGGCUCCAUUAUUCAGAUUUUUGGGUGUGGACUCAGCACUGGAUAGUUUGUUGGCACAGAAACAGAAAAAAGAAUAAUCCUGUUAAUCUGCUGUUAUUUAUUGUUAACUGUUGUGACUGUCUCAUUUAAUACAUGAUAUGUGAGCUUACUCACUAAAGUACAUAAACAUUAGUUGAUUUUGUAAGUCUGCUUGUAUAUUUUUGUAGCUUUUUGAUAUAUUCUGUUUUGAUGAAGUAUAAAAUUGUUAUUUGUGUUAAAUAUGAAUUUUGUUAACAUAAGGAGAUCUGAUAUAUACUUCAAUCAGACAGAAAAAAAAACCAAUGGACUUAAAAUAACUAUAGGACAUAUAGAGGGUAAAAUACAGUGUUCAACAACAAACAGGUGUCUAUACAAUAUGUCAAGUUCUAAAUUGUCCAAGUCUUUAAAAAUUGUGAAUAAAAAAGCCAAGAACAAUCAAAGAUCUGCCAUAAUACAAAAUUCUUCAAGAAAGAACCAUUAUAGUUUAUAUCAGAAGAUUUUAUUUAAACUGUAUAAACCAUGCAUUGUUAAAAAAAUUAUGAAAACUGGCCUUCAGGGGGAUUUAGAUUUUCUAUCAGUACAAUAGAUAAAAAAAAAACUGUGAUCAAAUUUUUAAGGUGAGUAACAAUAAUGAAACCACUGUUCCUAGGAAACAUUCUUCUUGGAAUUAUAUUUGUCUUUUGUUAUCCAAUUUUUUUUAUUUUAAACAGAGAUUUGUGAAUAUAUAUAUAAGAUACUAGUACUGUUAUACUGUGGAUUCAUUAUUAUUCGUUGGAUACCAAUUUUCGUGGAUUUCGCGGGUAUACUUGAACCACUAAUUUAAAAGUUCAACUAAGUUUUAAUUUCCAAAAGUCUUGUAUGCAGACAUAGGCAAAAUCAUGAAAUCAAAUAUCCAUGAAGUUACAAUGUUUCCCCAAUCAAUGAAAAUUGGAACCUACGAAAAAUAAACAGUAGAUUAGAAAAAUGUCUCACUUAUUCAUGUUCUUCUAGUUUUCACCACAUGUUUAGUAGAGCAGUGAGACCUUGAUACCUUCUUGUCAAUAUUAAUGUUUACUUAUGAUAUGUUGUACAUCAUUGAUAUAAGGUGUACACAUUUUUCAGCAUCCAUGAAUCCGAAAUUGCUUACUGCAUACAAAUGUUUGCCCUCUUAGUCAUAUUUCAUCGACUUCAAAAUUGAAAUAUGAAGUUGCUUGAUUAUGCAUGUUUAUGAAAAAAUAAUGUUGUAUUUUUAGGGUUCAAGGCAUGCUUCAGGGACUUUUAUAUUUUGACAAUUUUCAAAUGUUUACUAUUUUGAUUACAUGCAUGUAUUUAAAUAACAAGUAAAGUGAUGUUUGAAAUUUUAUUGUAUUAGAAUCUGAAUGUGAAUACAUGCAUUUGCAAGGAUAAUUUUUAUGCCCCCGCCGUAGCGGAGGGGGAUUAAGUUUUACUUUUGUCCAUCCAUACGUACGUCCGUCCGUCCGUCCGUCCAUAUGUCCCAAAGUUGGUUUCCAUUCUCUAACUUAAGUUUGCCUCAACCAAAUGUUAUGAAACUUAUACACAAUGCUUAUUACCACAAAACACAGAUCAAGAUAGAAUUUUUGAGGCGUCACUUUAACCGUUCUAGAGUUAUGCUCCUUUACGAAUGGAAAAAUUGCUGAAUUUUUCAUUUCCGUUCUUUAACUUUAGUUUGCCUCAUCCAACUGUUAUAAAACUUAUACACAAUGCUUAUUACCACAAAAUACAGAUCAAGUUUGAAUUUUAGUGGUGUCACUUUUACUGUUCUUUAGUUAUGCCCCUUUACAAAUUUUAAAAAUUGCUGAAUUUUUCGUUUCCGUUCUCUAACCUAAGUUUGCCUCAACCAAAGUUAUGAAACUCAUACACAAUACUUAUUACCACAAAACUCAGAUCAAGUACAAAUUUAGGUAGCCUCACUUUUAAUGUUCGUCAGUUAUGUUCCUUUAUAACUUUAUAUGAUAUGCAAACGGGGGCAUCAUCUGUGUCCCCUAGACACAUUCCCCAUUUAUUUUGUUAUGCUCCACUGAUAUCGAAGUUAAUUAGUUUAUUCAAUGGAAAGUGGUUUUUUUAUCAAGCUUAAGCUAAAUAGUAGUUAAAUCUUGAGAGCUUUGUAAGAUUGAAAAUUUUAUAUUAUGGGUGGUUGAAAAAAUGUGGCUCCACACCAUCCCCGCAUGAAUUUUAAUCUGGACACCCCUUAAUUGGAGAAUUAAGAUGAUAUUUUUAUCAAACCAAUGUUAUAUGUUUGCUGCAUAUCUCUGUGAUGACUGUUUGUUAUAUUUUGUAAUGUGCCAUUUUCCUUACUAAUUACAAUCAAGAGCAAUGUGUUACAUGCCAAGUAUGCAAUAUUACACUUAUGCAGUUUCA